Messenger RNA from Caenorhabditis auriculariae, 11954 nucleotides. The record is from the annotation of a GenBank genome assembly. NCBI's taxonomy places the organism in Eukaryota, Metazoa, Nematoda, Chromadorea, Rhabditida, Rhabditidae.
AUGAAUCGUAACAAAUCUCGCUCGCGAUGGGAAGCUAAUGGAGCUGACCUUUAUGAUCAGCGACGACGUUGUCGAAGCAGCGCUGCUUACUCAGAAGGACGUGGGAACGCGGAAAAAAGAACAUUUUCGACAAAAAAGGGAAUUAUGAACUGAAUUUGAUUAAUAAAGUUUGCCAUAAAGGUAUUUUAAAAAGGUUUUUCAGGCAUAGCUUCUUCAAAAUUGAUUCUCAUUUGUUGGAAUUUCGCACAGGUCUAAAAUAGUUAUAAAACAAUUUUUUCUAGUAGAACUUUUUGCUUAAUUCAGACUAAUAAUUGAACAGUUUUGAACAGAAGUAGAGUUUCAUCUCCCCAAUCUUCUAGGAGUUUUAUCGAUUUUUUUUACUCAGGUUAUAGGUAGCGUAGCUCGAAGAGGAAGCGAAGCUCGGUCCAUCAUGACUCAUGUCUAGCGUCCUCCAGGUCAUUUGCUUCAACGCUGCCUAAGUUCUCAAACUUUGUGGGUCGUAGAUGAUAGUCAGAAUAAGGGCUGAAAAGGUCUUCAAAAGGAUUUCAAAUAUCUGAACAUUUUGAAAGACAAUUGAACUUUUUUGGAUGAAUUCAAAACUAAAAGAUUUGAUUCGAGUUAUUCCCUGCUCGGACGGUGCCAGCAAGGGCAACCAAAACUGAAAAAAAAUCAGAAAAACUGGCCUUUUCUUGAAUCUGAACUGGCCUCUCAAAGAAUUGGCUUCUUAAAAACAAUGAAUGAAAAGAAGAACUUAUGUAUCAUAGUUCGCACUCAGCUAAAAAUAUUGAAAUUUCAACUUUCUCACCAGGGUAUAGUCCGUUCAGAUUUUGAAUGUCAAGUAGAAUGACGUCAUUCAAAAACGCUCUGUGGAUGGCUCGCUCUCUGAUUGGUUUAUCGCGCUAUUAGGGGGCGGAGCUUCAGCGACCACUUGACAUUCAAAAAUCUGAACAGACUAUAAUCUGAAGAAAUUUUUUUCAACAUUAAAAAAUUGCUUGCAGAGAUUGUUUGUCAUAUAUUAUAUGAAAAAUAGUUGUUUCGUUAAAAAUAAAUUUCUAUAUUUACGAUAUUUCUCAAAUUGUCUGCAAGAGAGCCCAGACUCCACUGUUAACCGCACAGAUUACCACAAAAGAUUGUGAUUUCAGAAUUUGAGAUUUCACUCCCAUUUUUAUCUGACUACUUGCAAUUCAGACUGAAAAACUAUUAUUUUUCAGGCUUCUGGAACAUUUUGAUUCUUUUUUCGGGGUGUGAUCAAUGAGCUGUGUAAUAAAAAAAAAAUGAAACUUAAAUUUAUCAUCUUUUUUGACUUAAGACUAUUAAUUAUAGAAUUUUACUACAAGCCUGAAGUCUACUCCCUCAGAUUAUAGCGCUAUAUUUUGAUAGUACGCUCUCAUUUUCUUAUUAUAAUCCGUGUUUCUUACCGUUGUACUCGACAACCGUCUCCUUGGCAUAACGUAGAACGUGCGCUCCAGCGCUAACGGCUCCCAGAAAAUCUUUUUACGCGUCCAGUCUUUGCUGCUCUUUUUUUUUCUACCUACGUUUAAUGAAUUGAAAGGAGUUUUUUAGGCUCUAACAUACUUAAAUAAAUAUUUUCAGGGUAUGAGCUUUAUAUCAAGAACAGUCGGCAACCUUUUUUUCAGAUAAUCCUGACGCGGUUAGCCCAAAAAAAUUAUUUUUUUAUUAAUUUUUCCUUUCUUUUUAUAGUUUAAAACUCAUAAUGAGAGCGAUGUACUCGAGAAGGUGGCUCAAACAACUUCCUUUGGAAUCUGCUUGCUGAAAUCGAAGAACUAUUCGCUGGUCUGCUACCCAAUCAAAACGGUUUUUUUCAAUUUUUUUUUUUGGUAUCGUGUGCUUUUUGAUUUUUGGUAAACUUGCAUUCUUAGAGGAUAGGUGUUUUUGAAUUGUAUUCUGGGUUUUUUUUGCGUAGAGUGUACAAAUUUAGACGAGGUGUGGCGUCUAUGAAAGGUAGUUUUUUAUUGACUUCUCAAAGUUUUUUAUUCAAUGGAAUUCAAAAGCCUACAAAAAAAUUACAGUCUCUCAUGCGACGCCCGAAACUUGAUGGAUUGUUAGCCAUAUACGACGUUAUCAAACCAUUCGACGAAAUUUCCCAACUUCCCGGUGAAUUAAUCCCUUUCGGAACAUAUGAUUUAGGUUGAACCAUUUUCAGGUGACAAAACGGAAUUCGUGGAGAAUCUGUUGGAAACGGUGAAGACAAAUGAAAGUUGGUCAUCGAUGCACGUGGCUGCAGCUUUAGGAUUGAACGGAUUCGUUGUCGACUCUGUAAGAAAUUGUCCUGAAAGGUCAGUCAGCAAAAAAGAUCUCUCAAUGAAGCAAGGGUCUCUAGGCAACAUGUUACUUUUUUUUUUAAAAAAGCGACGCCUCGAAAUUUUUUCAUCAAAAAAUUGUACGUUCUCUGAUCAGAAAUUUUAAUUUUCUUGACAAAGUACAGGAAAUAAUUUUUAAUGUGUUUCUUUGGUUCAGCAUGUUUCUAUGUUCGGCCGAUGGGGAAAUGCCAAUUCACGUUGCCGCCGCUUGUGGCCAGGUUGGUUUACAUUCUUCUUGUUUUCACUCAUUUUAAUGGAUGGAAACUUUCAAAAAUUGGCCAGAACACUUUUUUAUUUAACGGAUGAAGGUUCUAAAAGUCUUGACCGGCACAACUUUUUAGUUUUUUCAAAAGGCCUUACAAGGUCAAGGAAGAUCUUCCGUUGAAAUAAAUCAUUUUUGAGAUUUGAGCCCGCAUUUGUCAAUAAUUAGGAAGUUGUGUAGAUUGGGAGUUUUACAAUCUACUUUUGGUGCACCGAGAAACUUUUUGGCCGAUUUUCAGGGAGUUCCGAAGCGCCAGGUUAAAUGACCUUCCUUGUUAGGAUUUUACAAGUCAUAUUCUGAAUCUCGUUUUAAAUGAGUUUCAGUAUAUUAUAUUCGGAUUUCUAAUCUUUUAUUGUCCAUACGAAAAAAAUUUCCUUUAUUCUAAUAAAUCCGCUUUUUUUCAGAGUUUUUAAUUAAAAAGAAAAAUAACGGGUUUUUGCUGCACAUAAAUGUCCUGGUUUCUUUUUGAAGUAACUCCGGAAGUUCAAAAUAACAAAUUCGUGUAACUUCCCAAUAACUUUUUUUUUUCAGUUUUUUUGAUUGAAUUAUAGCUCUUUAAAAAAAGUUUUUUUGUUUUAAUCAGUUCAAUAAUUUCUAAUUUCAGACGACUGCCGUGCAGAAGUUGGUCGAAGCUGGUUGCCCAUUAUCGAAAAAGAAUCAGAAAGGAGAAAACGUUCUUCACAGUUCUGUUACCAACUACAAGAUCCUCAAGGUCAGUUGAUCAAAAAAUAGGUAAAUUAUUUUUUCCCCACCGGUCUGUCAGAAAUUCGAGUAAUCUUUAAUUUUGUUCAAAAACUUCGAUUUAUCAAGUAGUUUCUCAAUUCUUUUUUAUUCUCAGAGUAUUCUUAACGGCAAGCCAAAAGAUAUUCAAACACUACUGACGGACAAUGACUUUGAAAUGUGGACCCCACUGCAUCAGGCAAUCCGAUCACACCGCCCAGAUUGCUUGCAAGAGGUUUUGAGUGAGUAUCAAAAAAGUUUCCUGUUAUUCUCAAGUAUCAAAACUUCAGGAAUCGUUCCUAAGAACACUCAACUUUCAAAACCAAUUUCUUUUGCUUUUGAUGGACUACUUUUCAAUGGCACAGACACCUCUAGGCAAGUGAUCAAACUCUUUUUCUAAGUCGAAAUGAGAAAAUACUUCCUUUUUUAAGAUGCAUCAAAGUCCUAUCUAAAGAGUGGCCAGAUUAUUUGUCGAAAACUGACAAAAACGGAAGUUGCAUUCUACACUUCCGCUUAGAUAACCAGGUGAAAGAUUUCUUUAAACUUUUAAAAAACGUCCAACUUUCCAUAAAGGGACUUUGUCGAUUUUCACGAGUUUUCCAAUUGGAUGAUAGUUCAGGUCAUGAAUCAGCUUCUGUUCCAUGACGGUCACGUUGAUGACGUCAUUAACUUGAAAGAUGACAACGGCAACACUCCUUUACAUCGUGCCGGUUCCGUAAUUUUGUGAAACGAUUGAACCUUCAUUUUCAGUGGAAAGAGGAGCUCUCUCCCAAGCUGUGGCUCUCAUUUCGUACGGAGCUUCCCUUGAAGAAACCAACGGUUCUGGCAAGACAGCUUUGAACAUCGCUAUAGAAGUAAACUUCAUCUGUGUUUCACAAUUUCCGAUUUACUCAGAAAGGUCAUUUGGAUAUCGUCAAGGCCUUGAUUUUGUUUGGCGCAAAAUGCGAUGAGAGCGUCGCUUCUAAUGCCAGGAAUAAGUUGGUUUCCUAAAGUUUCCGAUUCAUCCGAUACUUCAGAGUAAUAGCGGAGGCCAUUCACGUUCAUCUUAUUGCUCUGAAAGAGAAUCGCAGUGUCCAAAAUAUAGAAGGUCAAUUUGCUCGAAAUAUUAGAAUUUUCUGGUUUUAGGAGAUGUGAACAAUUUCAUGUGGAUGUCUGCAUUGAAUCAAUUGAGAACCAACACCAGUCAAUCGGUGAUCAAUUUGCUCAGUCUGGAUGGAGGUGGAAUCAGAGGAAUCGUGUUGCUACAGGUAAAUUUGCGAUCAAUUUUUGAUAAGGAUCAUUGAGCAAAAAAUGCUAAAGAAAACCAUUCAAGCGGCGGUUUUUUGUCCCUACCUAGCCAUGAAUGGUUAUCUUUAUCAAUUUUUAUCAUAACAUGGUUAGUCAUGUUGCUUGAAACAAGUGUAUUAUCAGGAUUGAUUCAAUUGUAUAAAAUACAGGUUCUGAGUGAGCUCCAACGUCGUUACUCCAAGGACAUCGACAUUCUCAGCAAGUUUCAUUGGAUUGCAGGGACCAGCACUGGUAAAUAUUCUCAUUUUUCCUCUUAGUCGAUUCCCCAAACUUUAGGAGCUAUCAUUGCAAUUGCAAUCGCUAAUGGUUGCAAUGUGGAUUACUGCCUCAAAAUGUACUUUCGGUUCAAAGUUUUUGUUUUUUGUUUAUUCAAACAAUUUGGAACUUCCAGGAUCUUGUGUUUUUUGGAGGCCGUUUGUAUGACCACGUACCUUUGGAAUCCUUCUUGAUUGCGGAGUUCGGGAAAGAACAAAGUCUACGCGAUAUUGCUGCAAAAACAAAGAAGAGGUGAAUAAUAGAGUACGACUCCUUAAAAAUUCACAAUUAGUGUCCAUAUUUUUUACGCUCACUACUGACUAGUGAGAAUAUUUUUGAUGAAUGAAAAAGACUCAGAAAAAAAAAUCAGCGCUUUCACUGCAUGUUGAAAAAGUUAUUAUUGCUCUAUCGAUGAAAUCGUUCAGGUUGAUGGUUACAACUUGUCGAGCUGACGUCUGUCCGGCAGAGCUAGUGCUCUUAAGGAGUUAUUCGAUUCCAAGAGAGUGCCGUCAUGAUGGCUUCCCGGAACAAAUUCCUGUCAGAGCUUGGCAGGCUGCAAGGUGUUCGAGGUGAUUUCGGUAUUUUUUUUCAAUACAAAAAAAGUACGGUAUUUAUACUGUAAGCAAAAAAAUUUAGGAAAAAAAUGUGAAGUUUUUUUCUUUCAAGCCAGCAGUAAGCGGAGAUAAUCAAAAGGACAAAUUAAACCUUUUUCAUAGUUUCAAAAUUUGAUUUUCCAAACAACUUCAGCAGGAAGUGCAGAUAAACACUAUGAGAAAGUAGUAAAUCAAGCAGAAAACCCAAUUUUUUUUUUUGCCUGUAACGUAAAUAUCUUGUUUCAUUUCAGGCGCCUUGCUUUCGACCGUUUUUUUCAAAAAGAAAAGUCAAAAAAUAGAUCAUUUAAAGGUGGAGUUACAGUAUCGUUCAAGUGAAAAAAAUGAAAAUAUAAUUCGCUUGAAAGUCCUUAUCUUGCCUCACAGAAAAAGCAUUACAGUGCGGCACCCACGUACUUCACUUCCUAUCAGAUUGGAGGAAGAAACUACAUGGAUGGUGGAAUAAUGGCCAACAAUCCAACCUGUGACCUUUUGACCGACGUUCAGAUCACGAAUGCUGCGAACCAAAUGCAGGUUAAUGAUCCAUUGGAAAAUAAACAUCUGGGAAUCUAAUAAUUGAAUAAAUAACUACAUUCAGAGGGUUUUCAAUAUUUUAUUCAGAGAUGUAUUAUUCAAAAUAAAAUAUUGUAUACCUAGAAAAUUUGAUUAAAAAAUUAAGACGCUUGUUUUACCUUGAGUUUCUUUAAUUUGGGAAUUCCUCGCUCUGAUAUCCAUCAUUCACCUAAAAUGUUUGACAUACUUUGUACAGCAAUGUUGAUAUUCAUACAUUUCUGCCAUGACAACUUCUCAACAACAAAAGAAAUAAUUGAUUGAUUAAAUAAUCGGUUUCCAGGGAAAACCACCUUUCAAAGUCGGAUGUGUAUUGUCCAUCGGAACGGGUCAACCUCCUUCAAAAGCAGUUACAAGUACAAACAACUCGAUAGUCAACGUCGUGAAAUCUGUGAUGCAUUUCAAAGAUUUGUUUAUUGAACAGGUUUUUCCUCACACUUCUUAAAAUUUCUCUUUUUUAUUCCAGCUUGCAUCCGCAAAUGGACCACAUGUAGAAAGAAGUCGAACAUUUGCCUCAGCACUCGGAUCUUUGUUUUUGAGGUUUGAUAACAAAAAAUUAUUCUAGUAUAUAUUCAUUAAGGUUUUCUUUGUCUAUGAGGCAAAAUGUCGAAUUGGACGAGAAGGACGACAAGAUUUUGAUUGAUUUGAUGUGGGAAACUAAGGUGAGCAUAAAUGAAUUAUAGUUCAUCUUUGAAUUGAGCUCGAAAUUGAUGAAGUUUCUCCCUUGAGCAUUUGCGAAAAAAAAAGCUUGACACGUGUUCAGUAAUUUCAUUUUAAAACCAGCAAAGAACGAAGUAAAAGUCGUGUUACGAUUUUACUGUUGUUUUGAUAGCAUUUGAAUUCUUCUAAAACGGAUCGAAAAUUUUCAGGUGUUUAUGAACAACAACUUGAACGACGUCAACAUUCUUCUAAACUAUUUGGCCCUUGGUGAUAAAUGAACGAACUGAAAAAAAAUCCAUUUCAUCUUGCCCAUCUCUUCAUUUCCCCUUAAUUUAUUUUUUUCUAAUUCUUCUUUUUUUGAUUUUUUUAAAAAUUAUUUAUUUUUUUGCACUGUUUCCUGUGAUUAUUAGCUCAUUCUGGUCACUCAAAGUCUUUUUAUAUAUAAUUGUAAUAAAAAUAAUUUAUUUAGAUUUUUCAUUAAAAAAAUUUAGUUACUACAAGUAACGUUUUUUCAGGUUUAUUUUAUGUGAAAUUUUGCUACUGGAGCUGGUUAUCUUUCCAAAUAAACUUACAAUGCAAAUUUAAUUUAUAAGAAGGUUUUAUCUUAAAAAUAUGUUUUUUUGAUAAGUUCAAAGUGCAGCCAAUGUGGUUUGAGUAACCAGAAUAAAGACCUUUUAAAGUUAAAAAAAGUAGCUUAAAAAAAUCAUAAAAACUAUAACUAUUUAUUAACACGAUAAGCAAAACAGAAACCGGCAUAAAGCUUUUUAGUAUCUUUUUUUGAUAAUUUUUUUAAAUCAGCAGGGACUGAAGAGUACAGAAUGAAACCGAAAAAGUGCGCACGCCGCCGUUUUUUCCAGCAGCACGACGCCGCGCGCGUCCGAUAGAUUUUCCGCUCUAGGUUUGAAGAAGAGAUUUUGAAAAUUAUCGGUUCAUAAUUUUCAAGCACAUCUUGGGGUUUAUUCAAAAAAAUUUCCGAACAAAGAAAGAUUUUUUUGUAGAAAGUCUGCUCUCUUUUGUAAAUGCUCUUAUUUAUGGAUUUCUACCUAGAGCGAGGUCUCCGGACUCCAACACAAGAUCUGUUUCCGCCUGAGCUCGUCAGGAAGCAACCGAAAAGACUACUCGCCGAAAACCAAGACAAAAGACGGUAAAAUUAUGCUUUCAUCUCUUUCGACUACAUUUUUGGACUUCUAGUUCGCCGAAGAAAGUUUUUCGGUAGGGCUGUCUUUAGUUCCAUGACUAAAACAACAAUAAAGACUAACUGAUUGAAGGAUUGAUUUAAGAUGAUUUCGUUUGCAAUCAAAGCUGCUUUUUUCUGUUUUUUCUAGUUCCGUUGUUUGAAAGGGGUUCCAGUAAAAGAGAAAACAGAGUCACCGUGAUCAAUAUAUUUGAAAUAACAAUUUUUUUAUUACAUUUUGUUCACAACUUAGUAUCUCUUUAUAAAAACCGGAAAUAAAUAUAAGAUUGAAAUGAUGUUUUUCAACUAUUUUUUCAAUUUUUCUUUUCCAUGAAGUGACUCUAACAGACAAUUUUCAAAACAAAAAUUUUGAUUAAUAAGCUUGAUUCAAUACAAAAAAAGCACGAAGAAAUUUUUUUCUAGCAUUUUGUAAAAAGUCUAAUUUUUCGCAGUCUCGUUUUUCAAAAAUUCUUAGUUCUCAUCUACUGGAAUACGACAUUGCAAAUAUAUCUUGCUCAACCCCCACCAGUACAAAAAAAACUUUUAAUAGAGCGGAACUUUCCAGUAAAUAGAUUGUUACUUGAGAAAAGGAACCAGAAGAACUUGGAGAAGACUUCCACAUUCAAAAAACCUUCUAGGACCAGUUUAUGACUACGCGUUUGAUCUACGCCUUUGAACUUCACUGCAAAUGAACUUGUGGACUCUGCAAACCGUGCCUCUUUCACAGAGCAACCUUGAUCGAGACCAAAAAGGGAGGUCGCACUUUUCUGCGUCAACGUCGCGCAUUUCAGGUGUUAGUUUUUCUCUUUGACACUCUCCUCUUUGAACUCGUUCUCUGCACCCGUGUUUCCUGACCCAUCUCUCUCAUUUGCGUCACAACACCUCGUCCUGCAUAAUUCCCACUCAUUGAUCUGGUUUCAUUGGCUCGGUUUCUUCACUCCAUUGAACAAUCUAAAAUAGGAAGGUGCGUCUUUCUCCCGCAUUACCUUUUUACUUGACGUCGGUUCUUAUAAUCUUCUUGCAGCUAACUCAAUCAAAAAUGUCAAGACUCAGCAAAGGAUUGAAAAGAAAGUAUGAAAGUGAGUUGAACCUCUUUAUUCUAAGCUUUAUUCUAUUUUUUGCAGAGCUGUCCGGGAUGCAGUCCGUCAUAGACCGUUAUUCAAACUUGGAUCAAAGUGGAAUAGUUCAGGUACGAAAAAAUAUGAAAAAGUUCUAAAUGACCAUUUCAGGUCAUGUACGUUUGGAUCGAUGGUACAGGCGAGAACAUGCGCGGAAAAACCAAAACCUUCAACUUUGAGCCAAAACUUCCAUCGGGUAUUUCUUUUGAUUGGAUUUUUGAGAUCCCUAACUAAAUAUUUAUAGAACUCCCAAUUUGGAAUUUCGAUGGCACUGCUACUGGACAAAACGUAACAGAUGGCUCAGAUGUCUACAUAAGGGUUUGAUUGGCCUCUUUCAAGAAUUUUUUCAAACUUGAACUUUAGCCAGUGGCCCUUUUUCGAGAUCCCUUCAGGCCUGGACCGAAUAAAAUUGCUCUCUGUGAAACGCUCGACAAUGAUUACAGCCCUCAUCGUGAGUUCUUCGUCAUUUAUAGACCAAACGUUUUUUAGACGAUGAGAAGAACGUAAUUAUUUUUUUAAAACCAUCUUUUCAGCCAAUAAUACAAGACACAUGUGCAAAGAAAUGAUGGAAAAAGCAAAAGACCAGCAUCCGUGGUAGGUUUUUUCUAGAAUUUUUUAUAAUUUGUUCACUUCCGGCGUUAAAAAAGUUAUAAAAAACCGGUUUAAGGUUUGGAAUGGAACAAGAAUAUACUUUGCUAGAUGUCGACAAGCAUCCGUACGGCUGGCCUAAACACGGUUAUCCAGCACCACAAGGUUAGCGUUUAUAUGUGCAUCUGUUUUUUGUAUAGGAAUCUUUUUUUGGGCUUGUUACAAUUCAUGAUGAAUGGGAAAAGUGGGCAUUGUGAAGAGAAAAAAUUCAUUUGCCCGUUGUUCAAAAUAUAUUUUUACUAGUGAGAUUUUUUUUUCCUGAUAAGCUCCAAAUUUUUUGGGUCUUUAUAAUUUUACUAUAUCUUUCAAGUGAAAUUUUUUUCAAAUAUCUACCUUACAAGGAUGGUCAUUUAACUUUGCUGUUGAGAUUUUUCUGAAUUUGGCUCGAAAUUUCCUUGAUGUACCAGAAAAAAAAUUCUGAAAGGGUCGACCAGCAAAACUUCCUAGUUUUUGGAAAAGACUCCUGAAAGGCAAAGAAACCCUAAAAACUGUUGAAAUAGACUAUUUUAGAGCUUUGAGCCUUAAUUUUUUUCAAAAAUCAAUAAGCUGUGUAAGUUGGAAAUUUCAAAAUUUUUAUCAGAUACAUUGAGAAGUAUUCUGGCCAAUUUCUAAAAAAUUCCCAAUCGCAAAGAAAAUGAGUCAUUUAUUUUUAACUCACUUAUAUUCUUUUGAAGUGAAGUAUUUGAAAAGUUCUUCCAUUCACAAAAAUUUAAAUCACCAUGUUUCAAGAAAUAUUUUCAGGUCCAUAUUACUGCGGAGUUGGUUCGGACAAAGUGUACGGCAGAGAAAUCGUCGAGGCACACUUCAAAGCUUGCAUGUACGCUGGGAUAAAGAUCAGCGGAACUAACGCCGAAACCAUGCCAGCCCAGGUAUUUUCAAUUUCUUUCCAUAUAAAAGCAUAGGAUUUCAGUGGGAAUUCCAAGUUGGGCCGUGUGAAGGGAUCGAAAUGGGCGACCAACUUUGGGUGGCUCGUUACUUGCUGCACAGAGUUUGCGAAGACUUUGGUCUCGUGUGUAGUCUGGACCCGAAGCCAAUUGUUGGCGACUGGAAUGGAGCUGGAUGCCAUGUCAACUUUUCUACAGAAGAAAUGCGCACUCCAAGCAAAGAUGGUCGAGGAUACAAGUUGGAGGAUUUUCUAGACAAAGACAAUAACAUUCCUGUUUCAGGGCAAUAGAAGAAGCAAUCCAUAAACUUUCAAAAGUACAUCUUGAGCAUAUUGCCUACUACGAUCCUCACGGUCAAUAUUGUUUUUCUUUUUUUGAGUGUGAAUAAUUUAUUUGAUUUAUUUAAUUGUUUCAAAGAAAGUUUUUUUAUAGUUUUUUUGAAACGGGUUACCAUAAGGAGUUUUCGGUAUUUUAAGUUUGACUUUUUUUAUUACAUUUUUUUCCCAAAAAAAUAAUAUGUUUCCUGAAAACAGAAAGAAUUGAAAAAAAGUUGAUGAAUUUUUUUCUAGAAGCUAUAUUGCAGAAGUAAAGCAGAAAAUCGGAUUUUUUUUGAUUUUGAGAUGUUUUUCAGGUGGAAGAGACAACGAACGACGGCUGACUGGGGCUCACGAAACAGAAACUAUCGACGCUUUCUCUUCGGGCGUUGCCAACCGGGAGUGCAGCAUCCGAAUUCCACGACAAGUUUUCGACGAUCAGUGUGUAAGUUAUUCAGAAAAUUUUUUUUGUUUCUUGGAAUUUAUUAUGAUCACUGACGUAGCAAAAAGCUAUGGGCAAAAAUCAAAAACCUUCAGAAAAAAAUUGCAAACCUCACAAAAAAAUCUUGUUUUCGUACUUUUUCUUUAGAAAAGAAACAAAAAAACACCCAUAUCUUUCCACUGAUUUUAUUUUUGAGCCGAAAAAGCAUUUUAUCGGGAAAAAGAUAAAUAAAUGCGUCAAAAUGAAAUGUUGGAGCACUUUUUUUGCUAGAAAAAUUUCAUUUAUUCAAUUUCCCGAAUUUAUGAUGAGGGAGUUGAAAAAAAUUUGCGAGUUUACUGGACGCCGCCCUAAAAAAAUCAUGAAUUUUUUUAUUCAAUUAAAAGUUUUUUUAGUGCCGCGUUUAAAUUGAAUAUGUCCAUAUCGAUACUUUUUUGAGGUUUUUUCAAGUAGCGACAUAUUGGUCUGCUCCAAAACACACGUUUCAACGAACGAUCAAACAUUUUUUAAUACUUAUGAGCCGAUCUGAAGAAGUUUUUUCAGGGUUACUUCGAAGAUCGUCGGCCUUCAUCAAACUGCGACCCUUACACAGGUUUACAGUUUCCAAAAUUCAAUAAACAAUCUUUUCAUUUUAGUCACUGCCGCAGUAACAAAAACGUGCUGUUUGACGGGGGAAGACAGAAAAUUGACAAUGCGAUAUGUACCGAAAUAA